AUGACCAUUCACUCAUUAUACAUCUUCGACCGACACUGUGACUGUGUGUACUACCAAGACUGGCACCGUACUCGCCCCAUCAGGCCCCCACCUCCCUCAUCCUUCAAACCCGGCGUCCAUCGCAUCCCCUCAAUCCCUCAUCCAUCAGACAAUGUUCGGCCAUCUAUAUUCGAUGAGAAUCACAAUCCCAGGGCGAACGUUGUAAGCGUGCAGGACGGGCUGGGAGGCGGAAGUGGAAGGGCGCCAAAGGGGUUGCCCUUUGAUGAAGAGUCAAAGCUGGUGUACGGUGUCUUGAUCUCUUUGAGAAGUAUGGUCAAGAGAUUAUCUGGACGUGACGAAGCAUUCACGUCAUACUCUACACCUCAAUACAAACUCCACCUGUUCGAAUCACCCACGGGCUACAAGUUUGUCCUCUUAUCAGACCCCUCUUCCGACUCUCUGCGCUUUGUCCUGCGGCAGUUAUACGUGGGACCAUUCUUGGAGUAUGUAGUGCGCAACCCUCUGGUCAAAAUGGAUUCGCGCGAGGAGGGAAUUGACAACGAUUUGUUCCGCGGGGCUGUAGAUAGACAUAUGCGUGGUCUUACCAUGUUUGGCUCAUGA
Messenger RNA from Cryptococcus wingfieldii CBS 7118, 600 nucleotides. RefSeq lists its product as hypothetical. The transcript is spliced from 4 exons. NCBI's taxonomy places the organism in Eukaryota, Fungi, Basidiomycota, Tremellomycetes, Tremellales, Cryptococcaceae. The record is from RefSeq and is a predicted model, not a curated record. Gene Ontology annotation, biological process: endoplasmic reticulum to Golgi vesicle-mediated transport. The coding region runs from base 1 to 600 and encodes 199 amino acids. Gene Ontology annotation, cellular component: TRAPP complex.